AACAAACAUUACACAUUCAAUCCUCUUUUUAUGUCUGUUAUUGUUACUUCUUCUUCUUCUUCAUCUCAAAAUAAUUUUCUUCUUAUUCUCUCUUUUCUUUUUCUCAUCAACAAAAAAAACAACAACCAAAACAAAAGAAUUGUAAUGGGUCUCUUACUUUCAAGGACUUUGGCUUCCAAAUUCUUUUACCCUUUACUUUUUUCUAAGAAAGUUCAUAAUUCUGAUUUUUUCCAUCAACAAUUGGAAAACAUGAUGUGUUUGGUCUCUCCUAGAACAGGAAGACAUUUACAACGAUAUGAGAAAGGCUGUCGCCAAGUUGUGGGAUGCAUACCUUACAGAUACAAAGUCAACGGAACCAAAGAAAAUGAAAUUGAAGUUCUUUUGAUUAGUGCUCAAAAGGGUAGUGGAAUGCAAUUCCCAAAGGGUGGUUGGGAAAGUGAUGAAUCCAUGGAACAAGCUGCUUUGAGAGAAACCAUAGAGGAAGCUGGAGUUCUUGGAAGUGUUGAAAGUAAUUUGGGUAAAUGGUAUUAUAAAAGCAAACGCCAACCCACUAUGCAUGAAGGAUACAUGUUCCCUUUGCUUGUUAGCAAGGAGUUGGAUAAUUGGCCAGAAAUGAACUUAAGAAAAAGAAAAUGGUUGACUGUGGAUGAAGCAAAAGAAAUAUGCCCAUAUGCAUGGAUGAAGGAAGCUUUAGAUGAAUUGGUCAGUAGACAAACAACCAAUUCAAUCUAAGUUUUUAGGUUUUACAUUAUAGGCCUUCUCUCUUGCUUUUGGAGUCUACAAAGUGGUAGAACCAGAAGCACUCAAAAGAGAUAUUAUUAUUAGGACAUAGAAAAUGAAAUCAAAAUCUCAUGUCUUCAAUUUGCUUGAGUUAGCAAUAGAUUAUGAAUUCAUAGAGUGUAGUUGAGGUCUAACCAUAGAAGGGAUCCACUUUAGAUGUACAAAGUCAUUCAUUCAUUAUUUCAUUCAAUUCAUUCUUUGGUAAUGUAUCUAAUAAGCUAUAAGCUAUGCGUAAUAUACACUCUUCUUCUAGAGUUUCUGGCUGAAGAUUAUACUUGGUAUA
This is a messenger RNA of Trifolium pratense (red clover), 1063 nucleotides long. RefSeq names its product nudix hydrolase 18, mitochondrial-like. The transcript is spliced from 5 exons. Lineage: Eukaryota; Viridiplantae; Streptophyta; Magnoliopsida; Fabales; Fabaceae. Gene Ontology annotation, molecular function: pyrophosphatase activity. The record is from RefSeq and is a predicted model, not a curated record. Gene Ontology annotation, cellular component: nucleus; cytoplasm. Bases 31 to 732 code for a protein of 233 amino acids.